This is a messenger RNA of Nomia melanderi (Alkali bee), 7148 nucleotides long. It is a transcript of the gene me31B, whose product is annotated as ATP-dependent RNA helicase me31b. Gene Ontology annotation, molecular function: ATP binding; RNA helicase activity; nucleic acid binding. NCBI's taxonomy places the organism in Eukaryota, Metazoa, Arthropoda, Insecta, Hymenoptera, Halictidae. The record is from RefSeq and is a predicted model, not a curated record.
AUUAUCUACAGAGUGCGCGCGACGACGUAACGGUUUCUGGUCUGAGUGUUUUUAUUCUUUCAUGGCGCAUGUCGUGUACGUUCAACGAAGAGUAAUUAUCGCUCGCAUUUGACGCAGUGCGUUAAUCUGAUAUUACAAACGGAAAAGAACGUUGUAUAGUGCCGCGUGUUACGCGAUACGCUUUCCAAGCUGGUAAUCCGUGUUAGUGCUUCGUAAAACAAAUACAGCAGUUAAGCACUGUAGAGAAAACUUGACAUUGGAACGGCCAUUUUGGCGUGUUGUUUCCUAAUCGAGUGCUCAGCUCAGCAUCGAUAUCCAUCCAUUUCAAGUAGGUCACUCGAGUUUGCUGCUUGCCUUUUGUCUUAUAAGUACUUAGGUAUAGAACUUGUAUGUGAUACUUGCAAAUUCAAAUUUCUGGUUCUUUCGGCUUAUUAGGAAGUAAAAUAUUUCAUCAUUUUCAAAAUGAUGACAGAAGCACAUAUAAAUUCCAAUCACGUCUUGAAUUCUGGUUUGACAUCCAAAUCGGAAAUAGACAAAAUGGACGAUGUAGGUUGGAAAGCCAAAUUAAAAAUUCCACCAAAGGACAAACGAAUUAAAACUAGUGAUGUUACUGAUACUCGUGGCAAUGAAUUUGAGGAGUUUUGCCUAAAGCGAGAAUUAUUGAUGGGAAUUUUUGAAAAAGGCUGGGAAAAGCCUUCUCCCAUUCAAGAAGCCAGUAUUCCCAUUGCAUUGUCCGGUAAGGAUAUCUUGGCUCGUGCAAAGAAUGGGACUGGUAAAACUGGGGCCUACUCAAUUCCAGUGCUAGAACAGGUUGAUCCACAAAAAGGUGUGAUCCAGGCAUUGGUAAUUGUACCCACUAGAGAGUUAGCUCUUCAGACAUCACAAAUCUGUAUGCAACUGGCAAAACAUAUGGAUAUAAAGAUAAUGGUAUCUACUGGAGGAACAAACUUGCGGGAUGAUAUUAUGAGGAUUUAUCAGAAAGCGCAAGUAAUAAUUGCAACGCCAGGAAGAAUUCUCGAUCUAAUGGACAAGAGUGUUGCACACAUGGAUCAUUGUAAAAUUCUAGUUUUGGAUGAAGCAGAUAAGCUUCUAUCACAAGAUUUUAAAGGAAUGUUGGAUCAUGUGAUUUCUAGAUUGCCACAUGAACGUCAGAUAUUGUUGUAUUCAGCCACAUUUCCCUUGACGGUCAAACAAUUCAUGGAGAAACACUUAAGAGAUCCAUACGAGAUUAAUUUAAUGGAGGAACUCACAUUGAAAGGUGUAACACAAUAUUACGCCUUUGUACAAGAACGACAAAAAGUUCAUUGCCUUAAUACGCUGUUUUCCAAGUUGCAAAUAACACAAAGUAUAAUAUUCUGCAAUUCGACGCAACGCGUUGAAUUAUUGGCGAAAAAAAUAACAGAUCUCGGGUACUGCUGUUAUUACAUACACGCGAAAAUGGCGCAGGCACACCGAAAUCGCGUGUUUCAUGAUUUUCGAGCAGGAGUAUGCAGAAAUCUGGUUAGCAGCGAUCUCUUCACACGUGGUAUUGACGUACAAGCUGUGAACGUUGUAAUCAAUUUUGACUUUCCAAAAAUGGCAGAGACAUACUUGCAUCGUAUUGGCCGAUCAGGACGAUUUGGCCAUUUAGGUAUAGCAAUUAACCUAAUCACAUACGAGGACCGUUUUAACUUGCAUCGUAUCGAACAAGAACUUGGAACAGAAAUUAAACCUAUCCCAAAGGUAAUAGAUCCAAAUUUGUAUGUAGCAAGACCAAAAGACAAUAAUAGUAUGGAAGAGGUUAAUGUGUCCAAGUAGUUUCGAUACAUCGUCAUUAUGAAGUUUUACAUGCGCUCAAAGAGUUUAAAGUGUAAAAUGGUGAUUGUGACUCGUACGUAUAAGGCAUACAUUGCUAUGCUUUGAACUCACAGAGUGAAAUGUUACUUUAGUUUGGAAUGAAUUGUCUGGUGUGUUUAACAGUAUAUAAAGACAAAACAGUGCUAUGAACAUUUAGAUAAAAAAAAGUGGUCUAUAUAGAGAAAAAAAAUUGAAAAUUUCAAUUAACAUAAGUAAGCAGCGGAAACAUGAAUUACUUGUAAAUAAGGCAUAUACUGAAUACGAAACAGUGAACUCAGUGAAUGAAAUGAUGAUGCGAAUGUCGGUGCGAGUCAUUCUUUGUACAUAAACACAUAUAAAUGUACAUAAUCUAAAGUGCGUCAGAGUCAAGCCAUUAUCAAGAGCACAAUAUGUAAACGAAUACAUGAGUAACAUAAUAAUCAUAACAUUUUACCGCAACUUGUAAAUAUUACAUGAAGAGUAUCCAUCAUUUUAAUAGUAAAUUUUUAUACAACGGCUUCAUACUUCCAAGAUCUUUUGUUCUUUAAGGGAAAUUGUGAUGGCAUGUGUGAUUUAAAGGAGAAACAGCAGAGUGAAAGAAAAUUCAUAUGUGAGUGCUGUUUAUGAAUAUCCAAAUAUUGUAUAUUAAUCCAUAUGCCCAUUACUUUUGCAUCUCUAUAACCGCAUAUAAAUUUUCCUUAAAUACACAGUCCACAAAUUCUAAAUAUCGUAUUGAUCUUAAUAUUUGAUCAUGGCUUGAUUUUGCUACUUGUCAAUGCUGUCGUACAACUCUGAAAUUCAAAUCACUUUUCAAAAAAGCAAGAUUAUCUUUUCUUUCUGUAAGGCGGUAAUAAAAAACAUUCUUUUUUUUUAACUUAAUCGUAAUUUUUGUUACGAAAUUGUGAUUGAGCGUCAGAGAUUGUAAAAUUGACUAGUUUUAUAUAAUUAUUUUGUAUAAAUAAUUGGCUGGUGGCAAUUAUUAAUGUUAGGGAUUCAAUGUCUGAUUUCUAUUAAAUAUUUAUGUAUCUAUUACAAAAUUGAUGCUUCAACGGGUUAUGAGUAAAUAAGGUCAUCUAAAAAGAAUUCUUUAUUACUCUUAAAACACGUUUUAUGUAAAUUUAUAGGAGAAAACUGUACGGAUUAUAGCUUAGCAUACCAUUCUCUGUGACAGAUGGAUUAACUGCCAAAAUGUAAUUUACUAUUCAAACAUCAUGGAAUCCCUUUUUAUUCUUGGUUUUUCUUUUUGAUAUAUCUGUGUACAUGUGAAUUGUACAAAAUACAAAUAACUAUAAAAGGCGUUCAAAAAUUGAGUGCGUUAGGUUUCUAUUACAUUAUUCAUAUAUUCUGUAAACAAACAAGUACACCACCAGCCAAGGCAACUUAGGUUUAUGGAACGAAAAUGCGUAUACAUUAAUAGGCAAUAGUAGAAUAUUUCUUACUUGAAGCGAAAAAUUUCAACGAGAAAUAUCAAUGGGAGCGAUGAAAAAGGGGUUUAAAAUGCUUUUAGUCUUAUAAUAUCAGUUUUGACGGAUAUUUUGCUUUUGCGAUUGAUGGCAACAGAAGAGAUGUCUUAUGACAAAGAUAUAUUGACUGCUGGAGCAGAAAGUGUAAGUAUUUGAAAUUUUGCUACAGAACAAAUAUGAAAAAUUAACCAAACAAAGUGAAAUGUUUUUACAUGCGAAGAAAAAGAUUGUACUGUUGAAUUAAUCUUUAUUUCUACAUAAUGCAUGUAAAAUUUACUGACCUAACAAUUUUUAAUUUUUUAUUUCUAAUUCGAUGUUUUGUAUAAGCAACACAUAUUUAAUACAGUCAGAAAGCGUGAUAUUACAAACGAGAUAUUAAUAACUACGAAUAUUUGGCGUGGAAGUUCUAUACAAUGACUUGUGUUCGUAUCAGGAAUAGAACAAAGAAUUAUUUUCUUUAAUUCCUUACCUGUCGUGAAAUUUAAAAAAAAUAUAUAUAUAUAUAUUUAUAAUAUACUAGGUAAAACAUCAACUCUACAAAACACGUUGCAAUCCUAUUCUACGCAUGAAUGAUAUGAUAUACAAAUUAUUAACCACUGACGUAAGACAACAUCUCUCUUGUGCCACGAUCCGAGCAUUAACGCUGUGAUUUAGUAUUAUGGUAUUAAAAGCAUUAAAAUCCGUUUUUUUCUUCAUAUUCACGCAAAUCAUAAUUUGAUACGUACGAUGUUUCAUUAAUGAGAAAUACGUCUCAAGAGGUGUAGAGAAGGACAUCAAUCGAUUCACACAUUUUUCUGUCAACUUGAUGGAAAUGUGUCCCAGAAAUUGGUGUUGACAUGAAAAGUCUCAAUAACUGAUCGUAACACAAAGCACGCAUCUUAUUGUUGCGAGGAUCGGGUAUGAUGAUGCUUGAAGCGAUAGAAGGAAGCGAAUUAUCAAUAAAGAAAAAAAAAUCAAUGUACGAGACAUUCUUUUUCACAUUGGGAUGUAAAUAUUCUAAAGUGGGAUAACUGAAACGGUUACGAAAAUUGGCAGUGAUUUAUGGAAAUAAUUACGUAAGCGUUGUAUUUAUAAACAGUUGGGAAAACUGGAAACAUUACUUAGCAUUUUGUUUGUGGCUCUUUUUUCGUCAAUCGGAUACGUUCGAUAAAGUGAAAUCGCAUAUGAUUCCAUUCUAAUGUAACAUUAUGAUCGUUUGUUUUUUCGAAUUUUAUUGAUUUCUCAAUACGGAGAACGCGUAAAGUGAAUAAGUCGAACAGUAUUUCGGAUGUUUUUCUUCUAAAAAAAACGAAAAAAAAAAUACUCUCUUUGCAUAUUCACCGCAAAAUUUUGCUUUUGUGUUGUAUGUUUGUGAAAGUUAUCAUGGUUCUUUUGACUGAAGUUCUAUAGACUAGGACACCGAUACUCUUGGUCUUACUAAAUUGUCAUUGGAAAUACCAUUACAUCCAACAUGGAAUCUAUUUUGUGAGGUAUAUUUUAAUCAAUCUUUAAAAGAGUCAAGAAAAGUGUCAACGAAGAAGAUCAUAAAACUUGAACGAAUUUUCACGCAAAACGCGUACAAUCAUUCCUGAUCAUUUAACACGCGCUUCGAUUACUUCAUCAAGCAUUAUAUUAUACACAUACACAGACACACAGACACACACACGAGUGUUUGUUUAUUUGUCAGUUUUACAACUGAGUGUUAAUGAGUCAAACUUAUGUAUAUGACUGCAUACGUUUGAGGUAUUAGGAACAGUGUCAGAAAAGUGUCGUUACCAUAUUCGUCUUGACUCUUUUUAAAGAAUGGUAUGCGCGUGAGAUGAAAUUAUAAAUUUCUAGUAGAGGGUGGGCGAGAAAAAUUGCUGAAUGCAAAGCUAUGCGGAUAGACUGAAGGGUAUUAUGCAUAUAGGAUGUAUCAAAACAUGUAAACACAUCUUCAGAGGUGAAUUUACUAUGGAAAAGUAAUGGAACACGUUUAUGUAAACAUUAUUUAAUUCGUUGAUUUUUACUACAAAAUAAACUAGCUUAAUAAUGUCAGAACUCUAUGUUGGAAAUAAGUGACCAACAUGGUCGUUUUGGUACCAGUGUACCCAUUCAGAUAAUUUUUUAUUGAAUUUCUGAUACAUUUAACAAGCCCAAGGUACGCACUGUUUUAACUCGAUUCGAUUGAGCGUGCAACGAAAGCUAAUUGUUAAAACUUGAAUGCCCAAAGUCAAGCGAAAGAAAUGUUUAUAUGAAUUUUCUUCGCCACUUUUGAACGUUGAAUACUCUCUCCGAAUGCGUGCAUACUUUGAUACAUCUUAUAUUUAUAUACGUAUAUGUUUGUUUCGUUCUGUGGUUGAUAUUGAUGAGUAAUUUGAACCCUUAAGGUUACAUCAUCCUCCAUGUUGUACGUGGAAGUUAGAUCCGUGCAAUAUGUAUGUACAAUAUGUAUGUAUACACGUGUAUACUUCCGGCAGCAUAGAAGAUUGUUGAUGCAAACGACCGAAGCGAUUUUUGUUGAUGAAAAUCUUGUAAGCGUUCCCUCAUGUCUGUCGCAUAGAUACGUAUAUAUUUCCAAGUGAAGUUCCUGUGCCUCAUCUUGGAGAUGAAAAUACCCAUGAUGUGGAAACAAUCGGUGAGGGCACCUUUAUGUAUGUAAAAGUGCAAUGUUGGAAGCGUUGUGUUAACAUCUGGAUUUGGAAAACCUUUACGACCAUCAUAAAGGGUUGUGUCAAAUUUUCAAUGCGAAUAAUUCAAUUCGUACAAGCGAAGGAACACGACACCUUUCAUGAAACUCGAGAUUCUCUGUCGACAGUUUCAACCUUCGCCAUUAUUUGCGCUGACUUGAUUCAGUGCCACGAGCUGCGUACACACAUUAGGCAAUAUAUAUUUUGACAGUAAAAAACAAGAAGUCAGAACCAUUGGUCUCAAACGAACAGUUUCAACAAAUUUUCUAUGAGCAGCUCGUUCGUGACAUUGAAAGAAGAUCUUCAAUCACUCACGAGAAAUAUAUUUAAAAAAAAGAAAAAAAGAAAAAAAAAUAUACCAAAAAAAACAUUCUUUCACACAUGAAAAGAAAAAAAAGUACCGUCGUUGUAAACGUCCGAUAAUCAUUGAAAAAUUUUUUUCCAAAAUGUUAGUUGAUUUCCACAGAAUCCGGCGAUCGUUCCACGUAGACGGUACAAUAGAAAUGCAUCCGUAAGAACCUUUUUCGUGGUUAACGAACAAAGCAAGAAAUUCUCUGCGAUAAAUUCAAACGAAAGUUCACUAUCCCCGUGACAGCAGAAAAAAUUUGAAAUUAUGAAUUCGUGUAAAUGCAAGUCGCACAUUACUGUGCACUUGUUUUUUAAUGUUUUCUAUACAGUAUAUCUUACAGUUUAAGAUCUUGUAAUUCACGAAAGCAAUAAGUGUUGCGCAUUACGAAACACUUAUGCAGUAUUGCACGGCUUGCAUGAGUAUUCAUAGAAGGAAAACCGAUACAAACCUAUGAUCUCUAUCUCUCUGUCUGUAUGAUCGUAUAUGUUGAUCAAAUUCUGUUCUUUUUUUUGUAUCUCGAACUUCUUAUGUACCUCCGUGAAGCCGAAACGGUUUAUGUUUAUUACUUUCGAAAAGAAACAAAAAAAGAAAUAACGAAAACAAAUUGAACAAUCUCAAGCGUGCGAGGAAACAAUAUUCAGGUAUUGUCCGUUUACCCCCCAGGAACAAAAGUAUGUUUAUUUAUCGAUUAUAAAGAUAGGUUUGUACCCCCGUACUCCGAAAGAAAGAUCUUUUUUUUAUUUCCUAUUUUUUUUUUAAUUUCUCAGAGCACAGUCUCGAUGUAAUUGGAAUCGCAUGUUCAUGAAUUUGUUUUUGAAAAGAACAAUUAUGACAAAACAAAUUUGGUCCUUAAUAAAAAUUUCCGGUUCAGUA